AUGACAAAAAAUAAAACAAAUACAGUUAAUGUACCUUUAAUAUUUAUUGAGCUAUUAGAAGUAAAAUAAAACACCUUUACAAAAUUUUAGGUAUUUAUCUUGAUAAAAAAAUCAAAUGGAAUCAACAUACCAUGAAUAAAUAUCAGGCUUGUUUAAAAAGGUGAAUUAAUAGUACCAAAAAAGAUUUUAGUAUUGCAGGAAUGAAUCCAUUAACAAAUGUGAGAAAUAUUGGAAAACUUAAUGAUCAAGAUUUACAAAAUGGUAUUUUUGAUCAUAAUCUUACUUGGCAUUCUCAGUAUAAAGAUAGUGCGUUUAUUUUUAUAGGUGGCUUACCUUAUGAUUUGACAGAAGGUGAUGUCCUUGCAGUUUUUUCACAGUAUGGUGAAAUUGUUAACAUAAACUUAGUCCGUGAUAAAAAGACUGGUAAAUUUAAAGGCUAUGGUUUUUUGUGUUAUGAAGACCAAAGGAGUACAAUUCUUGCUGUUGACAAUUUUAAUGGAAUUAAACUAGGAGGAAGAACUAUACGAGUUGAUCAUGUGGGUGAAUAUAGGCCGCCUAAAGGUGAUGAAAAAGAUGAAUCUGGAAAGUACAAAGACAAAGUUGAAGUUUCUUGUGCACCUCGCACACCAUCUCCUUGCACACCAUCUCCUAAAAAUAAUCUUGUGGAUGAGUUUAAGAAAAGUAAAAAGAAGAAAAAGAAAAAAGAAAAAAAAAGUAAAAAAGAUAAAAAAAGCGAUAAAACAAAACAUGAAAGGAAAGGUUCUUUACAAAAGUAUAAAGAAGGGGAACAAAAAGAAGAAAAAAGAAGAUUUGAGAAAUCUUCAGAAUUAAUAACAUCAAAAAAUCAAUCAUUUGAAGCUAAAGAUCGUUACAGGCAUCAUAAAAGUUCAAGGAGUAGAUCUAGGAGCAGAGAUAGAGAUAGAGGAAAACACUCUACAAGGAAUUUAAGGAGUCGAUCCAGGAGUUGAAAGAUUAUUCCUAAUAACAAAUGUAAUUUAAAGUAUUUUGUUUUAAAAAAAAAAAAAUUUUUUAGAUGAA
Messenger RNA from Hydra vulgaris (swiftwater hydra), 1038 nucleotides. Its product is annotated as RNA-binding motif protein, X-linked 2. Gene Ontology annotation, molecular function: RNA binding. Gene Ontology annotation, cellular component: U2 snRNP; catalytic step 2 spliceosome; precatalytic spliceosome. NCBI's taxonomy places the organism in Eukaryota, Metazoa, Cnidaria, Hydrozoa, Anthoathecata, Hydridae. The record is from RefSeq and is a predicted model, not a curated record. Gene Ontology annotation, biological process: mRNA splicing, via spliceosome.